CCAUUCAGCAUUCUCACAGUCGUUCAGCCGUUCACAUUCUCCGUCGUUUAACGCUGCUGCUGUCGCCGUCCGCCGCUGGUCGUAGUCUCUAGUAUUCUUUUCCUCUUUUAUCUCUCUCUUUUAUAUUCCUCAACUUGAUUUUCCUUUCUAUAAACCCUCAAUCCUUUCCAUACCCAGUUCUUUGUUUUGGGAUUAUAGGGUUUUUUUUUUUUUUUUUUUUUUUUUUUAUUUUUAGAUAUCAUUUGUUCAGCCCCUUUUAGAUCUUAUCCUCAUUAUUGUAUUUCAUAUGGGUUUCCUGUUUGUUCUUGUUGGUUUUGAUUUGUAAAUACGUGUUGGGUUCCUCUUCUUUUGUUGAUUUGGAUGCGUGUGGGUUUUUUGUUCGGGUGGUUUUUCUUGGCUGGGUUUGGGUUUAAUUCACAGUGACUUUUCUCAAAAGAAGAAAAAAGUGUUUAUAAAGUUAUUUUUCAAAAGCAGAGUGAUUUUAAGGGUGCCACAACGUGGGGAAGACGUAAACGGAAAUACUUGGUUCUGAAACGAAGAUUUCUUUCUUACGAGGUAUCAAUUUAACGAGAAUCUCCUUCUUAAUCAGGCUGAAAGAGAUGGUGUUGUCAGAGGAAGAGAUCACCAAAUUAUUUAGAGUCCGAAAAACUGUGUUGCAGAUGUUGAAAGAUAGAGGCUACUUUGUUGGAGACUCUGAGCUUGCUAUGUCAAGAGAACAAUUUAAGUAUAAGUUUGGUGAGAGCAUGAAAAGAGAAGAUCUUGUUAUCAAUAAAUCCAAGAGAAAUAAUAGCUCUGAGCAGAUAUAUAUUUUCUUUCCUGAAGAGCCAAAGGUUGGUAUUAAGACGGUGCAAACUUAUGUCAAUCGUAUGAAAUCAGAGAAUGUCUCUAGAGCAUUAUUGGUUGUCCAACAGAAUUUGACCCCCUUUGCUCGUACUAAGGUUGGCGAAAUAUCUUCUCAAUUCCAUUUGGAGGUUUUCCAGGAAGCAGAAUUGAUGGUCAACAUUAAAGAUCACGUUCUCAUUCCCGAGCACCAGUUGCUGACAAAUGAAGAGAAGAAGACGUUGUUGGAGAGGUAUACGGUGAAAGAAACACAACUACCUCGCAUACAAGUUACCGAUCCAAUUGCUAGAUAUUAUGGGAUGAAGCGUGGACAAGUAGUGAAAAUCAUUCGACCAAGUGAAACUGCAGGAAGAUAUGUGACUUAUAGAUAUGUUGUUUGAGAUCAAUCUGAUACGAGCGACUGAAGUCAUGGUACCUGCCUACUUGGAAGUGUGGAAGUGGUUCGAGUUCUAGGCAAUUCUCCUAUACGAGCUCAAACUAGAAAAUUCUUUUAUUUAGAAUUUAGAUAGAAAAUUCAUCGAUUGUUUCUCUCUAUUCUUUCAUUUACUCACAAGCAUGUAUUUUUUUAAAAACAAGAAAGGGAAACAAAAACUUACUGGUCCCAUAUAUUGAGGUUUUUGGUGACAAAGAAAGUCGAUGAACUACCUAGUUUAUCCACUGAA
This is a messenger RNA of Benincasa hispida (wax gourd), 1502 nucleotides long. Its product is annotated as DNA-directed RNA polymerases II and IV subunit 5A-like. Gene Ontology annotation, molecular function: DNA binding. Gene Ontology annotation, biological process: transcription by RNA polymerase II; tRNA transcription by RNA polymerase III; transcription elongation by RNA polymerase I. The record is from RefSeq and is a predicted model, not a curated record. Gene Ontology annotation, cellular component: RNA polymerase I complex; RNA polymerase II, core complex; RNA polymerase III complex. Lineage: Eukaryota; Viridiplantae; Streptophyta; Magnoliopsida; Cucurbitales; Cucurbitaceae.